AUGGUCGGCGUUCAGGAUCUGAGCGCCGUGGCCGCCUUACCCAACAGCUACUAUGGAUUUGUAAAAGAUCCUUUCAAUUCGGAUUCCUACUUGAUCCACGUCGAGGGCCGCCGAUAUGGAGACAAUUUCUGUCAACGGCUUCGCGCAACGGAAAUGACCCUCCUCGAGCGGUCACCCAUCAACCAUAACAUCGCGAAGGUUGUCGCGUUUCCAUUAGACAAGAUGGGGAUGAGCCUGAUUGUCGCCAUCGGGUCGGCCAUGACGCUGAUGGUGUAUCAAGCGGACUUGG
Molecule: messenger RNA, 289 nt
Organism: Mesorhabditis spiculigera
Lineage: Eukaryota; Metazoa; Nematoda; Chromadorea; Rhabditida; Rhabditidae
Source: the annotation of a GenBank genome assembly